This is a messenger RNA of Procambarus clarkii (red swamp crayfish), 3255 nucleotides long. RefSeq lists its product as uncharacterized. Lineage: Eukaryota; Metazoa; Arthropoda; Malacostraca; Decapoda; Cambaridae. The record is from RefSeq and is a predicted model, not a curated record.
CAACAGUACGAUAUGUUGGGCGUUGCUCAAUGCUCGGCAGCGCGGGCAGCACGUGGCGCCAGGACUUGGGUCGCCUUCGUCGGCGACUCCAAUCAACGGCAGAAGAUCCACUCCUUCAUGAGUUUCCUGCCCCCUGAGCUAACCUACACCUACUUCCUCGGGAAUAAAGAGGUGACGCAGGCAGAGUUCACAUAUGCUGUCGCUCACCAUAAACACAGGCCGCCAACAUUUGAUAUUGUGGGCAAGCCUCGCCCCAACGCGAAUUCGAAGACUUUCACCAGCCCAAGAGAUUCCGCCACGAACCCAAGAGCCUCGACCGUGACCACCACGAAUCCAAGAGCAUCCACCGAGAAAACCACGAAUCUAAGAGCGUCCACCGAGAAAACCACGAAUCCAAGAGCGUCCACCGAGAAAACCACGAAUCCAAGAGCGUCCACCGAGAAAACCACGAAUCCAAAAGCCUCCACCGUGAAAACCGCGAACCCAAGAGCCUCCACCGUGACCGCUACGAAUCCAAGAGCCUCCACCGUGAAAACCACGAACCCAAGAGCGUCCACGAACCAGAUAACCUCCACUACAAUGACAACGACCACUACCAGUCAUGGAGAAAACCUCACCAACAUUCAUCCAAACACUGAACUUCAUCUCAAUAGUGAUAAUAGCGAUCUGGUGGUCCAGGAAGACAUUAAUUAUUACCCCAAAAAGUCCAACGAUACUAAUACGCACAUAAACCACGUUUUCGUCGGAAACAAUGAUACAUUAUCUUUCGUUGAAAUGGAAAACACGGGAAAGAACAGAACGAAGGAGCCGUAUGAUUUCAGCUACUCGGAGGACGACUUGCUUGAUGACGACCCUCGUCUCAGCUCCUACGAGCUGAGAGUGACUCUGGUAUGGGCGCCUUUCGGCACUUGGAGGGACAAUUAUCUCGACCCACAUACUCGCUCCCGCAAGGUGACCAAACUGGAGGAGUGGGUAAAGGCGGAGGUCAUCCCUGAUGUCAUUGUCACAGGGUUUGGGUCGUGGAUGCUGAUGAUAAGAAAGGAUGUGGAUGAGCUGGUACCUUUCUCCGAGCUGAACAAGUUGGGCCUUCAAGUGGCACCCAUCUUUGCCAACCUCGCCCAAAGGACAAGAGUACUCUUCCUGUCCCAGAGCAGGUACCGAUGGUUCAACUUCGAAGGCACUAAACAACUGCCAAAUGAUCCCAAGGCAUUUUGGAAGACCCUUCUUGACAUGGGCCAGUUCCGGGACGCCCUGCCGCUGGUAGAUGCCUGGCUCUGGAGGAUAUUAAGGUCGACGGGGAUGUGGCACUGGGACUCGACCCUGCCCUUUAACCUUGCCAAUAUACGAGAGUGCCACAUGUUGUGGAACAACUCGGCGCUAUAUGAACCUCUCUACACAGAUUCCUGGUGGCACUGUCAAGACGUCCACCACGCCUCAUACGAGACCAACCACGAUGAAAUACAAAUGUUGCUGAAUCUUCUCUGUAACCCGUACCUGACCAGGGCUCGGAACUACUGCUGCUCCGUAACAUAAGGUUAUUUGUUGGGUGAAAAUGUGAUGCCAAAACUGGACAAAAAAUAGCUCCAUUUGAGCUUUUUUUUUAGGGAAAGCAACAGACGGUGAAGAACAGGGGUCAUAUCCUUGCUACUUCAUCUUCACUAACAUCACUACAAUGGUCGAUACUCUAAGAGCCUCUAGGGUUCUAUUGGAGUCUAAAUUUCCUGUGCUACAUCUUUGAUAAUCUAUGUACAUUCUAAAUGUAUUUGGCAAAACAAAACAUAGACCCAACUUGACCAACUAUAGAUAACUAUAGUUGUAUUCCCUGUUAUGUCCUUGGUCAAACAUAAUUUAACCUAUGUUAGGUUAGAUUUGUAUUUUCUAAUUCACCAUUUGCUUUAAAAUUUAAUACUUUCAGUCCCCUCAAAGGGGACUGAAAUAUUGAUAUGGUGAGCGGGGGUUCCUGUGCACUGCUCUCUGAUGUGUGUGUGGGUGGCUUCCACCCCAUCUCCUGCGAUGGUACUCAAGUGAAAACACCACACAGCUCGGCUGCCUGUGCUAUGCAUGGAGAUCUGUGUUAUCCUUCAUUUGGUCAUUGACCCUGGGGCAGAAGCUGCAGCUCCUGGGCUGCAACAUGCUGCUCUGGUAGGGGGUAUGGGGGUAACAUAGGAGGUCGAGUUGGGCCCGACCUAAAUCAGUUGGCUAGUCUGGCCGGCACGCUUCUGGUCAGCCAGAAGUAUAGUAUCACCUAUCGAUUCCUGGGCUGUCAUUCAGGUCAUCCAGUGGUUACCUGCAUAUACUCUCCGUUACCUCUGAGGUUGUACACAUGUUUAUGCCUCUUUCUGUGGCUCAGUUGUAAGUAGUGUGGUUUUUUAUACACCCUUCUCCUCCUUUGAGUCAUAUAGCAGACAACUAGGCCUUAAGACUGAGGCAUUGCAAGUUGGUUUUCCUCAUCUCCCAAGAGGGGUGGGGGGGCCGGUUCCUCCCUACUAGCUCUGCAAAUUUGCGACUCUUGCUGUGUUGGACUCUCUCCCCCUGCUCUGUUCUAGACUUUCCCCCUGGUAAUUUUCUUUCUGCCACUGUUGUAACCUUGACAGAUCUCUCCAGCAUAGUCUGUGGCUACUAGUUCGUCGCCAUGUGCAGCACUAAUAGUUGUGGUCGGCAUCAUAAUCUUGUACUGCUUUGCUCCAUCCCUUUCCAUGCGCCUCGUUCAAUAAUUUGUUUGGUCCACCUAUGUAAUAUAAAUAUUUUUCUCAUAUUUUGAAGGUCCUGCCAUUCCUGAUGAUUUUCACAAACUGAACAGUUGGUAGUGUAUUAAAUUGUUGCAGUGCAUCCCAACCAUUGUAGUGCAUGCUUUGUCAAAGUUCUCUCCCUCUUGUGCAUUGCUGAGGUUCUGGUUUGAGUCUCCCAAAAACAGGGGUUUGAAUGCCAACACCAGCACAGUCCUCCUCCUGUCUCACAUUGCAACAGGGGACAAAGAUCCUCAUGAUUUAGUGAAAAUUACUAUAUAUUGUUCUGUUGCAAUUUCUGCUGUACCAACCACCAUGUAUUUGCCCGUUUUUUUUGUCUACUUUUUUUUACUUUUGGUCUCAUUUACAGUAGUUUCUUUAGUUUUCAUUUUUUCCACAUAUUGCCCAAAAUCCUGUGCAUAUUAGUACUUUGGGCAUAGUACUUGCCCUAACUAGAAAUUUUAACAUUCUUCUUGUACCCUAUUUUGUAUGCAUGUACUUUUGUUUAAAUAAAAAAUAUUUAUUAUUA